Molecule: messenger RNA, 648 nt
Organism: Effrenium voratum
Lineage: Eukaryota; Dinophyceae; Suessiales; Symbiodiniaceae
Source: the annotation of a GenBank genome assembly
CCCAGAACUAUGCACUAUGCAAAGUUCCAGCAGCUCGAAUUACGUCUAGAGCAUGGAGGAAGAGGCGCACGAGGUGAACAGCGCACCUUUGGAGGAGCUACUGCGACACUUCCAGCAACAGCAGCAGCUGGGCGCCGUGGAGCGCGCGGACGCGGGCCUGGAGAAGGCGGAGCUGGAUGCGCAAAUCGGAGAGUUAGAGUCAAGGCUUGAUGCUCAGCAGAAGCUGAACACACACCUCUUCCGCAGAGUGGAAAUGCUGGAGGAGGUGCUCCAGCAAGAGAAGCACAAACACGUCCAGGGUGUGGAAAGUAUGCACACGCCUCGCAAGUGUAAAACGCUUGGCGUCUCCAUGGAGGACCUUCGCCAAAGGCUCUUGGAGCACAAGGUCUUCGCAUCAACGAGGAUCGCAUUGAAGUCCGCAGAGGGUUCACCACUUGGAGGCUCGCGGAACGCGUGAUCUUGUCAUUCCAACACGGAUAAUGUUUCGCCCGUUUGCCAGGCCACAGAAGUAAGCCACUCGCUGUAUUUUGCCGCGGCAAUGGGGGAAGCUCACAGCCUGAAUCCGCACCCGCAGAAAGUCCUCACAGGGUUCAACAAUCUAGACGAGCGCUAGAAACGAAGAUAUUUUGAAUGUCAUGAGCCGAAGAU